Osmerus eperlanus (European smelt) is the source of this 1616-nucleotide messenger RNA. RefSeq names its product ankyrin repeat domain 53 (gene ankrd53). NCBI's taxonomy places the organism in Eukaryota, Metazoa, Chordata, Actinopteri, Osmeriformes, Osmeridae. The transcript is spliced from 6 exons. Bases 47 to 1303 code for a protein of 418 amino acids. Gene Ontology annotation, molecular function: protein binding. The record is from RefSeq and is a predicted model, not a curated record. Gene Ontology annotation, biological process: positive regulation of microtubule polymerization; mitotic metaphase chromosome alignment; regulation of mitotic spindle organization. Gene Ontology annotation, cellular component: spindle pole.
ACAGCACCAACAAAAGUGGCAUUGUGGCAUAUUCCGCGCUAGAGAGAUGGCGACUAUUCGCAAACCUGGAGCCAGUGCUAGAGUUGUGGGGGUCCGGAGGGUGUCAAAACAAUCCAAAACUCACCCACUCCCUCCGGACAAUGACUUGUUCCAAGCAGCCGCCUCGGGUGAUCCAGAGUGGCUUCGGCUGAGUCUGAAGAGUGCGCCUUCGCCAAAGCCCGUGGACAAGCAGGGUCUAACUGUCCUCCACGUGGCGUGCCUCUACGGCCAGCUGGCCUGCAUGAAAGUUCUUCUGGAGACCCAGGUGGUGGCCGUGAACACCAGCUGCCCUCGGGGCCGCAAACCAAUCCACAUGGUGCUGACCGCCCGGAGCAGACCUCACUCCCACACCUGCCUCACCCUCCUCCUGGAGCACGGGGCCCUGCCCAACAUUGCCACAAACACGGGGUUGACGCCCCUGCACGUGGCGGCCACCGAGGGCCUGUUGGAGUGCAUGCAGGUCCUGCUCAACGCUGGCGCUGACACCCGGGCACAAGACAGCAGAGGGCACACACCUCUGGACCUGGCACGAGUCUGGUGCCACCGCAGGAUCGCCAGGUACCUGAAGUACUUCAUGUGGCAGGAAGACAAGAAGACAGAGACAGUGAGAAGGAAGGCCUUGGAGACUCUUCACCAGGACCUGGUGGACAUGCACCACAUAACCACGGCCAGAGAGAAGGUGAUCCGGCAGGAUAUCGUUGAGGAGAACGUCACCAAGUGGGCUGAUGGGAAGGGCUUACCACGCCUCAGGACGCCCCCCAUGGGCAUGUGGUACCAGGCACACACCCGGUGCCUCUCCCCUGACCAGGGGGGGCCGACUCUGGGCAAGGGCAGGGUCCGCAAGGCCUCGCCUGGAGCCCUUUCACCACAGGAGGCCUGGAACAUCUCCCCCAACCCUUCCAUGCCCCCGACGGCUUCCGUGAGCAGACCCCAGGGGGUGCGUAUGAGCAGCCAGCCUGAGAAGACCCCUCCGGAGCCGGACCUCCAGAAGAGUGUGAUACUGGGGACGACCAGAGACGGACAGCCCCAGUACGUGACUACGUGGGACGGGUCGCCCCAGCUGGCCCCCUCCCUGCCCAUGGACGUCCUUCGCAGGGGGCUGUUCCCCAACGUUUACCCCGCCAGGAUCGCCUCGGCCUGCCACUUCCACCCUCAGCACGUCCUGGACCUGCCUAGACGGGGCUGCACCCCUGGUCACAGCGCCACCCCCUGGACGGAGGUGGCAAUGCACCUGGUGGAGGAACUGGAGCCUGGACACUACUAAGACAAUAUCCCUUUAUUCUUGGAUCAAGCCCUUACUUCUAAUCUAUUUGAAUGGUGAAAACAACAUGGUAGGGAGUUAUACUCCCUACAUCCCACAGUUUAAUUUUUAUACUUCAAUGUAUCAAUGAAGCACGCUCAUCACCAGAUUCCUUAAUUAACCAUUAACAAAUAGAGAAAUUAUUUAUUUUUAUUAAAAAGCUACAGUAUUGCAAACACUACGGUAUUUCCUUCAAAGACAGCGAUUACAAUGACGACAGCUGAAGUAAAUUCAUAUGCAGUAUGCUUAUGUGGGCCAGGGUGACAGGGAGGUGAGG